CAUUUUCAUCACACUCAACUAACUUUAGUUAUUGAGAGAAACAAACAAAAAACUUAGAAAAGAGAGAGAGAUGGAAGGUUCUUGUAAUAACCGUUGCCCUUUCCGCAUUGUUUUUCUUAUUUUAGUAGCCUUCACUACUUCUUCAUUCAUGGAGUCAGUUUCGGCGGCAAGGCCAACUGCCGGAAAUACACAUACAGAGUUUAUAAGAACAUCUUGUAAGUCAACAACUUAUCCAAACCUCUGUUUCAGCUCAUUAUCAGGACGUGCAAGUGCCAUUGGAGCUUCCCCUCAACUUAUGGCCCAUGAAUCCCUCACCGUCAGCCUUGUAACAGCCCUAUCGACAUCUGCCAUGAUGGUGAAGGUGGCACACGGCCAAGGCAUGACGCGGAGAGAGGUCGGCGCCAUGCGCGACUGUGUGGAGGAACUAAGUGACGCAGUCGCGGAACUGAGAAAAUCUUUGGGGGAAAUGAAGGAGCUGAGGGGCGAAGAUUUUGACCUUAAAAUGAAUGAUAUUCAAACGUGGGUGAGUGCUGCCUUGACGGAUGAGGAUACAUGCACUGAGGGGUUUGGUGGAAAAGUCAUGAACGGGAAAGUUAAGACUGUUAUAAGGGGAAAGAUUCUGAAAGUUGCACAUAUGACAAGCAAUGCCUUAGCUUUGAUCAACAGCCUUGCGGCCCUCCACGGCUAAAGCAAAAGGUCAAUUACAACGUAUAUAGCGUUAUUACCCGUCUUUCACAAAGUGUACUUAAUUAGUUCUGUCUUUGUUGAUCCCUGCAGAAGCAGGGCGUCAGCUUAAGGUGAUUGUGUUAUAUGAGUCUGCUCCAUAUGCAUUUAUAGAAAAUUUAAGUUUUGUGUAUGAUGAUA
This is a messenger RNA of Lycium ferocissimum, 864 nucleotides long. Its product is annotated as 21 kDa protein-like. Lineage: Eukaryota; Viridiplantae; Streptophyta; Magnoliopsida; Solanales; Solanaceae. The coding region runs from base 71 to 688 and encodes 205 amino acids. Gene Ontology annotation, molecular function: enzyme inhibitor activity. The transcript has a single exon. The record is from RefSeq and is a predicted model, not a curated record. Gene Ontology annotation, biological process: negative regulation of catalytic activity.